This is a messenger RNA of Aethina tumida (small hive beetle), 2859 nucleotides long. RefSeq lists its product as uncharacterized. The record is from RefSeq and is a predicted model, not a curated record. Bases 193 to 2736 code for a protein of 847 amino acids. The transcript is spliced from 4 exons. NCBI's taxonomy places the organism in Eukaryota, Metazoa, Arthropoda, Insecta, Coleoptera, Nitidulidae.
CUGUACUUCUCAUCCCUCCAUAAUAUAAAAUUGACAAGUGCGUAAAUAUAUGCGUUAAUAUGUUUUCUAUAAAAACAUAAAGGUUGAUAUGUUACAAUAAUAAGUGCAGAUGAUGAAGACUAAUCAUUCUUUGGCUAUGAAACAAGAUCACUAAAAAUGUUCGUUUUGUAAACAUUUACAAAAUAAACAAAAAUGGACAUAAUAAGCCGUACUAAUAGCCACUUACAGUCCCUGGAGUUGAGGAUCGACAAUGUCGAUGAACAUGGAGCUAUUGUCAUCUGUGAUGAUGAGAAGGAAAUGGAUGAACUGCUCGACCUCCUCAAGUCGACGGAAAAUACCCGUUGCCCGUCACCAGUGUUGAGAGACAGUUUGUCACAAGAAAAUAAUACAUCUCAAGGUUCAGUGUUGACUAAAAGCGUAAAUAAAAAGACUGAUAACAAUGGGAAAAGUUCCCAAGCCCCCAUUGGGAGUAGUGCAUUGGUUGAUAAAACACAGGGGACUCAACAUGCACCAACAACUGCUAAUACAAAUUCCAUUUUUAAUAAAAAUAAGGCGACUGUAACAAAUAUUAUAAGUGAUAUGAUUAACUCGACUAAAACGCCUGUUCAACAGGUAAACAAAGAAGCAAAGCAAGCUUCCAUUGACAAACAAUAUAAUGUAAAGACUAUUAAUGCUAAUAAAACCACUAUGGUCCUCAAUGCUGGUAACAAUGAUGUAUCCUCAAAUACACCAAAAAAAGUUAGUCCACUUGUAAUUAAAAAAGUUUUAAUUGCAAAUAAAAACAAGGUGGCAAGUCCUUCCAUAAGUGAAGAUAAAACACAUGUUGCCGUAAAUGCAGAUGGUAAAAAGAUACUUUUGAAACGAGUGGCACAUCCUCCCAAACACGUGACGUCAAAAAAUAAGCUUAUUUGCAAAAGCAUCACUAAAAAAGAUCAACCUGAGACUCCUGCAACACCAAAAUCUGGUCUUAACAGUUUAGUCUCAAUCAAAGUUGGUGACUCACAAAAGACAUUCCAAGUGGUUGAGGAUCAGUCAGCAAGGAAGGGCAGUCACAGUAUGGUGAGCUAUGUGUUGGCUGAUGGUGACUCCACUCCUAGCAAGAGUGGGGGACUUAGGGAGGCGCUCAAGAGAUGCGCCGAGGAAUGUGCGGAUAGUGACAAAAAGAAGGAAAGAGUGACAUCAGUUAGUCUCAUCAAAAGCUUUGAAGCUGCACAGGAAAAGGAAGGAACUGAGAAACGUGCCAGUAUAGACUCAGGUGUGGUCACCCCCAAAGUGGACAAGCAAAUGAUUAACAAAACAGUCGCUAACAAUGAUAAAGUGGCUGAGAAGAAAACUGUUACCAGCAGUGGUUCAAAAGAACCAAAGAAGCUAUUAGUUACCGUCGCCAAAAAUGCCAAUAAUUUUGUGUUAAAAAGCGUCAACGGCUUGAAAACCACCUUAGUAAAGGAAACCCCGAGUAAAGAAAAAAAUAAAAAUGAAACGGAACCAAAGGUGGACAAAAAAGUGCCACAAGCAACAAAAAAACCAAAGGAAGCUUUCACACAAGUGGACUUGCCAUUUAAAACUCUAAAUCCUGUUGUAAUGUGCCAGAACAUUGGCGACCCAAAGGUUGUGUUAAACGCAUAUGACACCCUACAACAAGGUACCCCUGAGUUGGCCACAAAACAAAAAAGCGUCGAUAGCAACAAAGUAGUGAAGGAGAUAAUCGGCAAACAACAACAGUUGGAUCCGGACUUAGAUACUAAAUUGGAACAGGACGGUGCUAGAAUUGGAAGUUCGAUGGGUAAUCGAAAGAAGAAAUCUCCAAGCUCGACGCCUCGCAACAGCGUAGAGUUCGACAAGGAAACGCAAACGCCGGAAGGGAAUUUGAAACUGUACCCGGUAAAACUAAGGAGUUCCGGUAAGACCUUGAUGGUGGUGAGAUGCUCCAAGACUUUGCAGGCCUCUUUAAAUGCCUCCAAACAAGGCAGAGAAGUUGAUAAUAAGGAAAAAGGUGAUAAGGAAUCGGAUGAUACGGUAAAAUCUGAAGAUAACAAAGAAUGUGAUAAAGAAGAAGGUGAUAAAAAGUCGGAUGAUAAGGACAAGGAAAAGAAGACUCCGAAUAUGGGAUACGGCAGUAUUAAGGUGAGAAAUAUCAGCGAACUUCUGGCGCCGAAAACGGACAAUGAACAGAUAAAAUUGAGGAGCGGCUCAAAAAGGAAAAUGACCGAUAACGAUAGUGGCAACGACAGCGACACGAGCGCCAAACGCCUCAGGAGCAAAGGGAACACGUCCCCCAAUCCAAGUGUUCUCAAUCCAGCACUUGCGAGUACCUCCAGUAAGACCGGAGACAAACCUACGCCAACUGAACUCGAAAAGCUACAGUCCGAAGCGAUGGGCAGCUUCUGUUGCGACUUCUGCAGCAAAAGAUACAAAAAGGAACGCUUCCUCACCGAGCAUGUUGCUCUGAAGCACAAGAAUGAGGACCUGAUGUUCUGUCCGGACUGUUACUUCUACACUAAAACCGAAGAGAAAAUGAUCGAACACAAGGAGACCAUGCACGCUUCCUUCGGACAGAAGGUGGACGGCGACACAGACAGGACUCGCUGCCAUUUGUGCUCCAUGAUCGUAAACAGAAAGAAUUUUGUUAGGCAUUUGAAGAAUGUCCACUGGACCAUCACCUGCAAAUGCGGCAUAGAGUUUAGGUACAAGGUCAUGUACACUAAGCACAUUGAGGAUAAUCCGCAAUGUGCUUGAAUAUUUUUACUGUUCCAGUGAUUUGAAUAUAUUAAAAUGUUUAAAUAUUUAUUUUCCAUAUGUUGUGAUCCAAUGUACUUUUAUGUUACUUGGUAUUAGUCAAAUAAAUAAUAUGAGAAGGAA